GACCCGGGGAGGACGAAGGGAGGAGAGGAGGGGAGUAAAAAGGAAUCCGCUUUUCCUUUGCCUUCCUACCCACCACCAUUUGCACAGCACACCCUCUUCAUUUCGCCUCCCGUCCCCUCAAUAAACCCUCCUCCCCCUUCCCUCCCCUUGCCCUCCGCUCACACAAUCCCCUCCCUCCUCCCCAAGAAACCCCAAGCAACCACCCCUCGUCGCCGCCGAUCACUGCCGGACGGGAGCUCCCUCCACCGCUUCCCGGCGAUUCCUCGCUUAAUGCAAUGGUCAAGAAGAAAUCUUCAUGGAGCCAGGUUGUGAGUGGCAGGCCAACAAACCUCUUUGUUCCUGCAAGAAAUCUUCCACUGCAGGAUCUUGGAGCUGUAAUUUUCGGCUGCACAAACAAUACUAUUGCUGAGUGCCACUCACGCCAACUUUUUGGCUUGCCUAAAGCACAUCUCUCAUAUGUACACAACAUCAAGGAAGGGCUACCUCUAUUCCUGUUCAAUUAUGAUGAUCGCAGAUUGCAUGGUGUUUAUGAAGCUGCAAGCAAUGGCAAAUUCUGUCCCGAAUCAAAUGCAUGGACAAAUAAUGGCUACGAAAAGACAAGCUAUCCUGCUCAGGUUGCAAUGCGGAUAAGAAUGUGGUGUGUUCCACUAGAAGAGAGUAAAUUCAGGAAUGCUAUUAUAGGCAAUUAUUACCAGAAGACGCCCACUGUCUAUGGCCAGAAGCCUCACUUCUUCAGAUUUGAAUUGGAUCAUGCACAAACACGUGCUUUGAUGGCUAUGUUUACUCCUUCGCCUUCCCCCAUCAAGUUCUGGACGCCUCCUGUUUCACAACCAGGAGCUCAGCAUGUGAGCGAACCAACACCACCUCCUGUGUGGGUACAAAAAUUUGAGGGUAACAAUGAGCUCAAAGCAGAAAAGGUUUUAGUGUCAUAUGCAGAUGCGGUAAAACAAAGCAAGUUUGAGGUUGAGGGAGUUGGACUAAGAGAUGUGGAUGAUGGGUGGAACAAUGAGUGGAACAAUGAGCGAAACAACGAGCUCAAACCAGAAAAGGUUUUACCAGAAAAGGGUUUAGUGUCAUAUGCAGACAUGGUAAAGCAGAACAAGUUUGAGGUUGAGGGAGUUGGAAUGGCAGAUGUGGACAAUGGGCAUGCCAGCUCAAGCAAAGAAUCUUCCAAUGGUUUCGAUGAUCUCGAUUGCAAAGAGACACCACCAGAGUGGGAGGAUCAUGCACUGUUCAGUAAGGGAGUUGAAGUGCAACAGCAGCAACAAUCUGCCCAGCAGGAAAAUGAGCUUAGCUUCACAUUGGUAUUAGAGAAGCUUAAGGCUCUAUCAGUCCAGCAACUUAGUUCUGAAUUUUAUGCCAAUGGAGCUGGAACUGAAGGCAUUGAUGCAUAUGGAUGUAAGGACAUGCAAGAAGUUAAAGGUAUAUUUCUUGAGGGGCACUGUGGUUUGCCGGAGAACUUAGAUACCGAAGUCGAUCAGCUUGCCUGGGAGCAUUCCAGUUUGCUACUUCAAGGAUUGGACUAUGAAUCCUAUUCAGAAGCUAAGUUGAUAGAUAUGGUCAAAGGACUGUCCGAACGUAUAGAGACUAUGGAGAAGAAGCAGAUUAUUUCCAACAAAGAAGUCAAAUGCCUACAAGGAGUGAAUGACAGGUUGCUGAAAAGAGUUGUUGAGCUAAAGAACACAGUGAAGAAUUUGAAUUCCAAAAUAGAUCCUUUAUCUCUAGAUGAUUCACUAAAUCAGUUUGUUGAAGAAUGUUUGGGUUCAGAAGAUGUCAUUUAUCUCAUUGGUGGUUCCGAUGGCAUCUCAUUUUUGUCAUCAUUAGACUCCUUCUCACCCUCCUUGGACAUACUAACACCUCUGAAACCAAUGACUGCUGGGAAGUCCUAUACCUCUGCUGUCGCGUUAGAUGGCAAAAUAUUUGUUCUUGGUGGUGGUGAUGGUGCUUGCUGGUUUGAUACAGUUGACUGUUAUGACCGAAGACGUGAUGAUUGGACCCCAUGCCCAGCACUGACUCAUGGAAAGGGGAGCCUCGCUGGAGUUGGUUUGCAUGGCAAAAUUUAUGCAUUUGGCGGUGGAGAUGGCAUUGGCUGUUUCUCUGACAUGGAGGUGUUUGAUCCUGCUCAGGGAAAGUGGACAAAGAGUUACCCUAUGCUAGAAAAGAUCAGGAAAAUUACUAGUUAUGAACGAGAGUACUACACCGUAAAGAGAAAAAACUGUGGGGUUUACAGAAAAACUAGUUAUGAACGACGCUUUUCUCUAGCUGGUGCAGAACUUAAUGGUGUGAUUUAUGCAGUUGGCGGUUUCAAUGGCGUUCAGUAUCUGAGCUCUGCUGAGAGGCUUGAUCCUAGGGAGCCUAACUGGAAAAUGCUCCCAGCAAUGAGUACAGUAAGAGGUUGUCAUACAGUGGCAGUGCUUGAUGAGAAGAUAUAUGUAAUGGGUGGUUAUGAUGCUGAUGCUGGAGCAAUGGCAUCCACCGUUGAGUUGUACGAGCCAAGAAUGCCGUCAUGGGUGAUGGUGGAACCAAUGAACUACACCAGAGGGUACCACUCUUCAGCUGUGCUCGGUGGUUCGAUAUUCACUCUGGGUGGGGUCAAAGGUGAAGCAGAUACAAUCUUGGAUGUGGUGGAGCGCUACAAGGAAGGCUGUGGUUGGGUGAAUACAGGGAUGAAGUCAAUCGGCAGCAGAUGCUACUGCUCUGCCAUUGUUCUCUGACCGACCGGCUUUCUCUGAUCUACGGACACUUCGAACCUAUACCUACUAGUAUCUAAGUAUCUAUCUAAGCUGCUGCUGCUGAUGAGUGAACUGCAAAGCAAACUGUUAAGACCCUGGAGGGUCCUCUCUUUGUCUUUGUCUGAAUUCAGAAGCCCUUGUCUCUUGAACCGAGAAAACCACUGUCCAGUUUCUCGUUUCUUGUUUUUUUGGAUCUUAAUUCACAAUGCAGCGAACAUCUGAUUCGAAACUGAACUGAAAUGCGAAAAGGGACACGAACUAUAUGGACGAACA
Messenger RNA from Triticum aestivum (bread wheat), 3005 nucleotides. RefSeq lists its product as uncharacterized. NCBI's taxonomy places the organism in Eukaryota, Viridiplantae, Streptophyta, Magnoliopsida, Poales, Poaceae. The transcript is spliced from 12 exons. Gene Ontology annotation, biological process: response to endoplasmic reticulum stress. Gene Ontology annotation, molecular function: protein binding. The record is from RefSeq and is a predicted model, not a curated record. Bases 276 to 2714 code for a protein of 812 amino acids.